GUGGCUCACUGAGGCUGUUUGAAAAGAGGAUUGAGUGAUAGGCAAAAUGUUUGGCUGUAAGGGUGGUGGACAGAAUGUUCGCUCCUGGUUUACACUAGUCUCAGGAUUAGUGGAGUGUUUGGGGUUUGCUGGUGCCGUGUUCGGCUGGGCAUCGCUGGUCUUUGUGCUGAAAACUGAGGGCUACUUCAGUGAUCUGUGUGUGAAUGCCACCAUAAAUGGAACUAUUAUUGAAGAUUGCAGAGGGCAGGAUGAGCAGCUUUCCCUCAUCUUUACUAUCUCCUCUUUCAUGAACAACUUCCUCCUGCUGCCAAAUGGCUUCCUUUUUGACCACUUUGGCACCAUGGUUUCCAGACUACUGGGAAUAUCCGUUUACACUACAGGAAUGUUGUUAAUAGCCUUUUCAAGUCCUGCUAACUCCAUCCUCCUCUUCCCUGCUCUGUCCUUCAUUGCUGUGGGUGGAGUAUUGUUCUUCGUGACCAAUAUACAGGUGGGGAAUCUCUUUGGCAAACAUCGCUCAACUAUAAUCACUAUGUAUAAUGGAGCUUUUGACUCUUCCUCAGCAGUCUUCCUCAUCAUCAAGCUUCUGUUUGAGGAUGGAGUCUCUCUGCGAGGGUCUUUUCUCUUCCUGUCCUGCUGCAGUGUCAUUCAUUUGUUCCGUACAUUUGUGCUAUUGCCUCGUACACGUAUCCCAUACCCCCUCCCUGAGAACUUCACCUACGGUGUGAAAUGUGGAGAGACUCAGGAUUAUGAUAUUGCAAUGACUGAAAAGAACAACAUCCACUCUUCACAGACUGAAGAGGAAAUGCCAUUUAAAGAAAAUUCAGCCAAAGGCCAAAACACAGACAAAAUGGAGCAAAGCUUCAAGAGCUGUUUGCUGUCCUGGUUCUUCAUGUGGCAUAUGCUGUGGCUUUCUGUGAUGCAGCUGAGACACUACUUGUUCAUUGGGACUUUAAACCAUAUGCUAAAUCAUCUUGCUGGUGGAGAUCCAGGCCUUGUGAGCCGAUAUACAAAUGCAUUUGCAUUCACUCAGCUGUGUGGUAUCCUUUGUGCCCCCUGGAACGGUCUUAUCAUGGACCGCCACAAGGGAAAAGAACGGAAACCAGGACAGAGUGACCAUGAAGCUGACCUGAAUGCAGCUGUUCUGUCCCUGUCGCUGACUGCACUUCAGUGUUUGCUGUUUUCAGUGUGUGCCGCCACACCUAUCCUCCCUCUGCAAUACCUCACCUUCAUCCUUGAGGUCCUGAACAGAUCAUUCCUCUAUGGAGGAAAUGCUGCCUUCAUCAGUGUGGCGUUUCCACCAGUACACUUUGGAAAGCUGUUUGGAAUGGUGAUGGCUCUCUCAGCCGUGGUGUCUCUGCUCCAGUAUCCCUGCUUCACCCUUAUAAAGGGACCACUUGGUGGAGACGCUCUCUAUGUGAACAUCGGUCUGACUGUUCUGAGUCUUUUGGCCUUCAUCAACCCUCUCUAUGUUUAUCUGCACUGCCAGCGUCAAGCGGCCCAGCGAGCCAAUAACAACAGUAGUGCCUCUUCAUAAGCCCACUCUGCAAAGGGAAUAUCAGCCUGACCUCUGAUUUUUAAACUGCUUUCUGUUACAAGUACUACUUGUCUUUCACAAAAAGAACCAAAAACAUUCCUAUCAUGGAAAGGAAUGUGUUACUAACCUUUCCGUGACCCUUGACCACAUGAAGACAUAUUACAGCAGGAAAUUUAACAGCCACCCUCCACCCACUUUACUAAUAUUCUCACAGUCCCCGCCUCUUGGAUUUUGCAAUAUAGAGGGAGGCAUGUUAUUAUGAACACUCAUACACAUGCGUAAAAGAAGAUUAUACAGUACGCGAAUAAGAAAAUAUUGAGACACUGUUAUGUGUUUCGUAAUAGCAAACUUUAAAGGAAUAGUUCAUUUGGACUUAAAGGCCGAGUUAAGGUAAUCCAGAUAUCUCAAGUGGUUUAAUCGAUGUCUUCUAAAGCGAUGGGAUGAUCUCUUUGGGUGAGACAACCGUGUUCUCUCAUGGUUGCACCUAGACUGCUGAUUCAAGAUUUAUAGUGUAUAAGGACUUAAAUUUUGGUCUGUGUUUCACCCAAAACCAUAUCACUUCAGAAGACUUGUAUUAAACCUCUUGUGCUGUAUGGAUUCAUUUCAUGCUGUCUUUAUGUCCUUUUUGAAUAAAGGUUUUGGACCCCAUUGACUUACAUUAUAGGGACAUCAUACAUCUAUCAAAAUACCUUUGAAGAACAUCAUAGGAGAUUGAGACGGCAUAAGGGCAAGUAAAUGAUAAGAGCAGUAUAAUUUUUGGGUGAACUUUUCCUUUUAAAGUUGAAGUAUGUACUUCUGGUGUCUAUAGCGACACCAAAUGGAAUUGCAGAAAUAAUGUCUGCUUUCAAAACGUUUUGAUAAAGAUAAAAAUAAAAGUUAUAAAGAUAAAUGUUAGAAAUGAUGAUAUAAAGUUAUAAGAUUACUAGAGUAGGGAUAAUCAUAAGGGAUCCCCGUUAGAAUAUGAUGACAUGGAGGUUACAACCAAACAGGGGUGAAAUCUCUGCAAAUGUAUUGUCAAACUGGUAUAAAUUCAGUGUAGCUUGAACUUGCUAUUACUAGUAAUGAGCACUUAACUCAUGGUACCACAUAUAACGUCUAGAUUUCCUUCUCAUCCAAUGUUUACAUGUUCAUGUGAAUUUGUAUGGUUGUUAGAGCCCUCUGUAGGACACUAAAGGAAUUACAUAGUGCUUAUAACUGUCUCAGAGUAGUGUUAUUAAAUGAUUUGCAACUCUUCAGAUGUAUCAGUAUUACUCAAAUAAAGGGAAAAUAUUUAGACACGACUAAUGAAGUUUAGACUGACUUUUGGAAAGUCAGAAAUUGAUAUCUGAAUAAUAUGUCAAAUGAUCUGCAUGCAUUUCCUUCUUGUUUAUUCAUGUGCACUGUCUGUUAUGAACGAGCAGCGAAGGCAGACGAGGAGAUGCGGAUCCAGUUGCAGUUCAACUUUAUUACAUAAACAAACAGGCAAAUCACAAAGGAAAACCCUCAAUGGGGAAAUAAACAUAACAUAGAAAACACGGGCAGGGAACACACACCAGGCUAACAACAUUCAACGAACGACAAGGAGUGAACAAAAAGCAGGGCUUAAAUACACAGUGAGUGAUGACUGAAUGAGACACAGGUGAAAACAAUGAACAAAAUGGCAGUGAUGAUGGCAGGUGGAUUCUGGGAAGUGUAGUUCUAAACAAUGACAAGUCAACACGAAGGCUAACCAAAAGACAAAAGUGAAAACUAAGGAAUGCAAAGGUGGCAGACAAAGGGCAACAGUGAAACAAGACAAGGAAUUCCUAACACUGUCCCUGUAAAUCUAAACUGAAUAAAGUAGAGACCCCUUUAUAAAAUAUUAAAGCAGCUAUGUUUUUUGUUUUUUUUUUAGGUAUAAAAGCCCAUUUAUACUAUGUACAAUAAACAUAAGUGUGUUAUCAUGAAGACAUUCCUCAAAUUAAUUUAUUGGACAUAAUUUCAAAUUGUGAAUUAAAUCAGGUUGUAUGAAAUUGACCACAUAUCUUUAUUCCUACCCACAUUUAGACAAUUGUAGAUGCAUAAAUCUGAAGACAAACAUUUUCAAUUCGGUCCAAA
Molecule: messenger RNA, 3610 nt
Organism: Xyrauchen texanus (razorback sucker)
Lineage: Eukaryota; Metazoa; Chordata; Actinopteri; Cypriniformes; Catostomidae
Product: equilibrative nucleobase transporter 1-like
Exons: 12
Coding region: 47-1534 (495 amino acids)
Biological process (GO): transmembrane transport
Molecular function (GO): transmembrane transporter activity
Source: RefSeq, a predicted model, not a curated record